AUGAAUAUUCUCGUGUCUCCUUCUCCCACUCGCCUGGCUUUUCUGGCCCGCAAUAUUUCUCGUCAUUCGACGAAGCCUUUGAAUUUUAAUAGAUUUGCGGCUUUGAACAAUCCACCGACCCGGAAAUUCUCAUCUAACACAUGGUACCUCAACAGUUCUCAUAGCCCCCGCUCAAGAUUUCCGCUGAAUCAAGCCAAGUCUCCUGGGUCUAAAGCUGAUGAAAAGGAGGAAGGAAUUUCAUUCAUAGACGAGAAUAUCAGCAUCGAGUACCCUGAAAGCGAUGAGUUACCUCGAACUCCCAUUAUUCAAGGUCGUGGGGGCAGACACUUUAAACGAACCCUCGCUCAAUUCUCCCUUGAAGAAAGCGUGACGGUGGUGACCGGAGGUGCGAGUGGGAUAGGUCUUGCUAUCUCUCAAGGGAUUGUAGCUUCAGGCUCGCAUUUGGCCAUUGUUGAUAUGAACCGUGAUGAAGCUCACACUCAAACCGAAAAAUUGCUAGAACAAUUCAAAAGAGAAAAUCCCGGAAUUCAGCGAAUGCCAAAGGUAACCUCCCACUUUGCAGACGUGUCGAAUCCAUCCUCUGUCGACCAUGCCAUCGCCGAUAUAAUCGCCAAACAAGGCAAAAUUGACAAUCUGGUCACUUGCGCGGGGUUUACCGAAAACUUUAGCGCUAUCACGUAUCCUCAUGAUCGUAUGCAGAAAUUGUGGGGGGUUGUUGUGGAUGGAACGUAUCUCUUCACUGCUGGCGUUGCGAAGCAUUUGAUCCAACGCCAAGCAGCUGGAAACAUGGUGGUAAUCGGUAGCAUGUCUGGAGCUAUCGUGAACGUUCCUCAGCCUCAAGCUCCCUAUAAUGCCGCCAAGGCGGCCGUUCGUCAUCUUGCUGCAUCGCUCGCAGUGGAGUGGGCCAGCCAUGACAUUCGUGUGAACUGCAUCAGUCCCGGAUACAUCCUGACUGCCCUUACUCGCAAGAUUUUGGAAGAAAAUGCCGAGUUCGGCGAUAAAUGGAUCUCGCUUAUCCCUGCUGGUAGGGUGGGGAGCCCGGAGGAUCUGAUGGGAGCGGUGGUGUUCUUGUUGAGUGACUCUGCUAAGUAUAUCACUGGCGCCGACUUGCGGGUCGACGGCGGUUAUACUUUGACUUGA
Messenger RNA from Penicillium cosmopolitanum, 1140 nucleotides. RefSeq lists its product as uncharacterized. Bases 1 to 1140 code for a protein of 379 amino acids. The transcript is spliced from 4 exons. Gene Ontology annotation, cellular component: intracellular anatomical structure. Gene Ontology annotation, molecular function: oxidoreductase activity, acting on NAD(P)H, oxygen as acceptor. The record is from RefSeq and is a predicted model, not a curated record. Lineage: Eukaryota; Fungi; Ascomycota; Eurotiomycetes; Eurotiales; Aspergillaceae.